UCUCUCAGUGCUUGAAUGGAGACUGAUCAGUCUGCACCAGAAAACCCAGACCAGGGAUCCUCGGAUGAACAGCGAACAAGCCCUGCAAGGUCCUACGAGUGCACUUUUUGCAAGAGAGGUUUCUCCAAUGCGCAGGCCCUGGGUGGCCACAUGAAUAUUCACCGUAGAGACAAAGCCAAGCUCAAGCAAGCUUCUUCACCAGGUGAAACUACUCAACAAUCUCUGGACAUCGUCCCAAAGAUCAUCCCAUCCUCUCAAGAAAUUAGAAGCAGCCCUGGAAAGUGGCCUUGGGUUAUUCCAGAGGAGGAUGAUGCUAACAAAAGAGACAAAACCCAUGUUGGGGAAAUCAGACAACUGCCUUUGUUUGAUGAAAAACCAUCAACAACAGAUCAAAAUUAUCCAAGCAGUCAAGCUCAAGGGGGCAUUGGAAAGGGUAUGUCAUCAAGCCAGGGGUCAUCAGGGUUGGAUCAGUUGGACCUUGAACUUAGACUGGGGCCUGAGCCUCCAGAUUCGUCGCCAACAAUGACUACCAAAAAGUUCUUUUAAAUUCGAAACAAUAUCAUGCUGAGUGAUGAUGACUGCUGAAAUCGUGAAGAAAUCCAGUUUCUCCAGUCUCUUUCACAGAUGCAGAACACAUCCCGAGGCCAUUUAAUAUAUAGUAUGUAGUGCUUGCUGCUUCUAUUUGUUAUCAGAUGCUGGCCCUUACAACUGUAAACGGUUGGGAAGCCUCCAGGUACUUCCAUCGUGAAACUAGAAACUAGCUGCACUAUACUUACCAUAUCUGCUGGGUAACUAGACCAAACUUCAGGACUUAUGUUCAAUGAUCAAUCCUGUAUAAAUGAGCUGUCAGGUAGCUUGUUGUAAAUUUAUUCUUUCAGUAU
Molecule: messenger RNA, 881 nt
Organism: Theobroma cacao (cacao)
Lineage: Eukaryota; Viridiplantae; Streptophyta; Magnoliopsida; Malvales; Malvaceae
Source: RefSeq, a predicted model, not a curated record